Molecule: messenger RNA, 1904 nt
Organism: Ceratitis capitata (Mediterranean fruit fly)
Lineage: Eukaryota; Metazoa; Arthropoda; Insecta; Diptera; Tephritidae
Gene: Wee1
Product: wee1-like protein kinase
Exons: 7
Coding region: 116-1855 (579 amino acids)
Biological process (GO): mitotic cell cycle; protein phosphorylation
Cellular component (GO): nucleus
Molecular function (GO): non-membrane spanning protein tyrosine kinase activity; magnesium ion binding; ATP binding
Source: RefSeq, a predicted model, not a curated record
UGAUUUUUGUUACAUACAUGUGUUGUUUUUUGGUCACUAUUUAUUAAAACUUUAGAUGCUAAACACAUCUCUAUACAUUGUCAGUACAAAGUAGUGCUAGAUAUAUACCUGACAGAUGCACGAAAUGGAAGCAUUUCGCAAGCUACAACCAGAAAGAAAACAGGACGCAGACAGUUCUCAGGAGCAAAUUGAAUUGAAUUCCAGCGUAGAAAUGCGUUCACCAUCACCAGUUUGUCACAUACAACCACGAAAACUGCGGUUUGCCUCACCACCGAUUGAUGAAGAACCGCAGAAACGGUCUAGCCCAAUACAUACACGGUCGAGUGCAGCAGCAGCUGUUUCACCCCCAUACCGCAAGGUGAGAGCUUUAAGACUAUUCGACACCCCCGCUACACCAAAAACAAUACUUCAAAAAUCAAGAAAUCAUCUUUCUGCGGCAGUAGCUGCAGACGUUGCUCGAAAAAAUCAGAUAGAAGAACGUCCAAGAUCGUUACCUUUGCAUAAUCGCGUUAAAGAUAAUUUUCAACCACAAUGGAAUGUAAAUCCUUUUACUCCUGAUAGUUUUUUGGCAAGAAACAAAAAACGCUGCCGCACACAAUUCGGUCGUGAUAAUUUAAGCAAUAGGUCCUUACAAAUAUUUCUCAAUUCAGAAGAAGAAAAAGAUGAUGGCGAAGGAGACGAGAAUGUUGAAUUAGUGCAAGCACCAAAAAGACUUGCCCUGCAAGACACGAAUAUUAGUCGUUAUCAAAAGGAAUUUUUGGAAAUAUCCCUUAUAGGCAUAGGGGAGUUUGGUUUAGUUUAUCAGUGCCUUAACCGUUUGGAUGGUUGUGUGUACGCUAUCAAAAAGAGCAUAAAGCCAGUGGCCGGCAGUUUUUUCGAAAAACGAGCUUUAAAUGAAGUUUGGGCACAUGCUGUGUUGGGAAAACAUGACAAUGUAGUGCGAUAUUACUCAGCGUGGGCGGAAGAUAACCAUAUGCUUAUACAGAAUGAAUAUUGUAAUGGUGGUAGCUUACAAUCGCUAAUACAAAAACGUUGUCUUGUUGAAUCUGAAUUAAAAAUUCUGUUGCUACAUGUGGCAGAAGGCUUGCGAUAUAUACACUCUAAUGAUCUGGUGCAUAUGGAUUUAAAAUCUGGUAAUAUAUUCCUAACCAAAAUGCCUUCAUUACAUAAAUCCAACACAUUAACAAUGGCAAAAGAAUUCUAUGAAGAUGGAAUGGAUGGUAUAUACGAAGAACUAAGUAACACGGAAUGUAUUACAACAUACAAAAUUGGUGAUCUAGGACAUGUGACAUCUGUCAAAGAGCCACAUGUGGAAGAAGGCGAUUGUCGUUAUUUACCUUUUGAAAUACUACAAGAAGAUUUUAGUAAUCUUUUCAAAGCUGAUAUAUUCUCAUUGGGCAUGACCCUCUUUGAAGCUGCCGGUGGAGGACCAUUGCCGAAAAAUGGACCAGAGUGGCAGAAGCUUCGAAAUGGCGAGGUCCCAAAUUUACCAACAUUAAGCACAGAAUUCAAUGAACUCAUUCAACUAAUGACACAUCCAGAUCCGGAGAAGCGGCCUUCAUCUACAUCCAUUUUCAAUCACCCCAUAUUAAGCUCAAUGGAGUCAAAAAGCAAAUCUCAACUUAAUCAAGAAUUGACCAUUGAAAAACGAAAGAAUGAAAUAUUACUGCGUAAAUUACGAGAAGCUAAAAAGCUCCUCAAGCAAUAUGAGCAAAAUGAAAGAGUUAAUCAAACACCUACAGCUAUUAUGGAACAGCGUUGCCUGCGCUCAUAUUCACGUAAGAAAAAUACCCCAUGUAAAAUGGGUGGAUUGCGUGAUAGUAACAAAAAUGUAAUUAAUAAAUUAAAUUACUAAAUUACCGAUGAAUGUUGCCAACUUUAAAUGAAGAAGUUAUAUAAAUGAA